Molecule: messenger RNA, 2856 nt
Organism: Peronospora matthiolae
Lineage: Eukaryota; Oomycota; Peronosporomycetes; Peronosporales; Peronosporaceae
Source: the annotation of a GenBank genome assembly
AUGUCGUCCAACAACACCUCGGCCAGUGUCUCCAUCGAUAAGUUCGAUGGGGACAACUACUCAACCUGGUGUCGCUACAUGCGCGGCGUGUUUCUGACGAAGUCAGUCUGGUACGUCGUGAACCGCGAAACGUCUCCAACCUUCACCGACACGCGAGCUUCCGACGAGUACGUCAAGGCGAGCAACAUCGCGUUCGGGUUGAUGUUGCUCCACAUGGACGCCGACUACCACCAUGUGGUCGACAACUGUGAAGAAGCAUGGACAGCGUGGUCGCGGUUGAAGAUGCUCUAUGGUGGGUCGCAGAAGGCGGGACGCAUCUACCUCAAGCGCCAGCUGUUCAGCAUCAAGAUGGCGGAAGGUGCCAACGUCUUGCACCAUUGCAACGAAGUCUUGAACAUCGGCGCCAAGCUCAGCAGCAUCGGUGCCAAGAUGGAAGACGAAGACAUUGCGAUCUGCUUGCUGCUCAGUCUCCCGAAGAGUUUCGAGAACGUGGUUCUGAACUUGGAGAUGAGCAAUGCAGAGCUGCGCACGCAAGAUGUGGUCAAGGUGCUGACUAACGAGCACAUCAAGCGACAAGGCGAGAAGAUGACAACGGCAACGACAACGGUGAAGACUGAAGAUGCGACAAAGGCAUUCAGUACCGAGCGCAAGCCCUACCAAUGCACAUACUGCGGCAAGGUGGGGCACACGGCAGAGCGUUGCUGGACGAAGCAAAAGGAUGAAAGUCGAGGAGCCCAACGCGGCGGCAAUGGUCGUGGACGCGGGGCAAACAAUGUCCAGUGGCGACAUUAUGAUGAAGGCAACAGCUACGAUCGAGUGGCGUUUGCAGUUUCGUUCGAAUGCGGAGUUUCGACGAACAAGAAUGGACCAGGAAUGUGGGCCGUUGACAGCGGGGCAACACAUCACAUCUGCCACGACAAGUUCAAGUUUGCAAGCUUGGUCGAAGGCCAUGAUGGCGAGAUCCUGGUGGCUGAUGGCAACAAGGCGGCCAUCAAAGGUGUGGGGACCAUCGUGGAAAAGGUGAUUCUGCCAAACGGGGAAGAGCGCGAGAUCGAGAUCAAGAACGCGCUCUAUGUGCCCAGCAUGAGCAAAAAUCUGCUCUCGGUGCCGCAGAUUAACAAGCACGGCAACUUCCAAGUGGUGUUUGACGGGGAUACGAUGUACGUCGCUCGCAAGGAUUCCAACCAAGUGGUGGCAGCUGCGGAUCUUGUAGACGGACUCUACUGGCUUCGCACGACGCAGCGAUCGGCCAAUGCGACAUCACUCAGCAACGCUGUUGAUCUACAUGUGCGAAUGGGCCAUGCUCCAGUCGACGUGCUUCGCAGGAUGGUGACAAGCCACAUGAUCAAGGACGCUCACAUCCCUUCCAAGCCGAAUGGAUCAAGUGUGUGUCGAGGAUGCCAAGAAGGGAAGAUGGUCCAAAAACCAUUCCCGAGCAACCGUGACAAGCGCACCUACAACACCUUCGAGAUGCUCCACUUCGACAUCUGCGGACCCAUGGAAGAAAAAUAUCUGGGUGGCAGCAAGUAUCUGCUGCUGAUCGUGGAUGAAGCCAGCGGAUGCAUGAAGGGUUUUUGUCUGCAUUCCAAGUCAGAGAGCGAAGAGUGCAUCAAGAAGUACAUCACGAUGAUACAGACGCAGUUCAACAAGAAAGUCAAAUUUGUGCGACACGAUGGAGCCCGCGAGUUUGCGACGAACUCGCUCCAAGAUUUCUACGAAGUCGAAGGCAUCGAGCAACAAACCACGGUGCCAUACGCACAUCAAGCCAAUGGAACUGCUGAACGCGCGAUUCGAACUAUCGUCACCAUCGGUCGUAGCAUGCUCCAUCAUGCCAAGUUGGACAAGUGCUUCUGGGCUGAAGCGGCAAUGACGGCCGUCUAUGUGAAGAACCGUUUGCCGUCACCCAAGAUUCCACACAAGACACCGUUCGAGAUUGUCUACAAUUCUAAGCCAAGUGUCAAGCACAUGCGCGUUUUUGGGUGCCAAGCAUACAUCUUGACCCCGAAGGAGAAACGACUCAAGUGGGAUCCCAAGGCCCGGGCUGGAUUGUUUUUGGGCUACGAAGAAGUGUCCAAGGCGUAUCGAGUUUACGACAUCGAAGCGGGGCAGGUGAUGAUAAGUCGCGAUGUCAACUUCGAUGAGUCGGCCUUUGGAAUGUCGAUGCUGAUUUCCGAUGACGAUGUUGAUGGCCUGGACUUCGAAUCGAUCGAUCUUGAUGAUGAAGAACCGCGUCCGAGACACUUCAAACAAACAGGAAAGCGCAAGGCCCGACCCAGUCACGACAAUGACGACGCAAGCAUGCCCCGAGCAGUGCGCCAACGACCCGGAUUGGAAGAGUCAAGUGCGCCGGAUGACCUCUCUUCACGUCGAGCCAACGAAGAUGAAGAAAGGAAGUCGGAGGAACAACAUGACACACGGACUUCCUCCGCGUUUUGGCAUGCGAGUGCAAACGCCGUCGAAGCAGCGGUCGAUUUUUCGGAGCCGUCGACAUUUGAAGAAGCAGUGUCUGGCCCGGACCAAGUACACUGGCGCAAGGCAAUUGAUGCGGAGCUCGAUUCGAUGAAGCUUCGCGGUGUCUUUCGUGCGGCCAAGUUACCCAACGGACAAAGCGCCAUUGGCACAAAGUGGGUCUUCAAGAUCAAGCGCAAGGCGGAUGGGUCGAUCGAGAAAUACAAGGCACGACUUGUGGCCAAGGGUUUUCGCCAAAAGUAUGGCAUCGACUACACGGAGACGUUUUCGCCUGUGGUCAAGUAUGUGUUGCAUUGUAGAUCGGAGCGAGGAAAGCGGAGCGGAGAGACCGAAGAGAGUAGAGCAGAAAACACUUGCCCAAUAGUUGGAAGAUUCGAAAGUGAUUGA